Messenger RNA from Fusarium oxysporum Fo47, 1113 nucleotides. RefSeq lists its product as uncharacterized. The transcript has 3 exons. Gene Ontology annotation, cellular component: plasma membrane. Gene Ontology annotation, biological process: adenylate cyclase-activating G protein-coupled receptor signaling pathway. Lineage: Eukaryota; Fungi; Ascomycota; Sordariomycetes; Hypocreales; Nectriaceae. Gene Ontology annotation, molecular function: G protein-coupled receptor activity. Bases 1 to 1113 code for a protein of 370 amino acids. The record is from RefSeq and is a predicted model, not a curated record.
AUGUCAUCAUCGCACGUCGACCUGGCUAUUACAGUGCCUACCUUGGUAGGAUCUGUGUUGUCAACCAUAGCCAUAGUAGUAGUGCUGGGCUUGCAUGCGAUAUCUCCUCCUACACGUCGACACGUUCGCCACGCCCUUAUUAUCAAUCUCCUAUUAUGCGAUAUGAUAAAUAAUACUAUAUCAGGCAGUCUGGCACUUAAGUAUGGCCCACUUGACCAAGUUCUAACCAAAGGGCAAUGUACCGCGAAUGCGUGGGUGGGCCAACUCACAGUGCAGACGAUUGACUUUAACAUAUUAUUUAUAUCAAUAACGGUUCUACUCACCGUGCAAAAGGCCUAUCUACUACAGGAUUCGUCAUUGCGGAGUGUUAUGUUAAUAUGCCUUUGUGCAUGGAUACCAGGGAUCAUUACCAGCUUCACCGCCCUAGGACUACAAGCAUAUGGCCCGGUGGGCGGCAACUGGUGCUGGAUUCAAGCGAAGUAUCCUAUCCUACGCUGGAGCUUGUCCUUUGGAUGGCGCCUCUGCAUAUUCUUCUUGGUCAUGGGAAUUUAUACUACGGUGUAUUUCCAGCUCAAACGGACGUUUGGACGUUUCGGGAUCUCAGGGGCUUCUUCCGACGGAACAAAUAUAACCACGACAGACACAGCCUUGCGCAAUCAGCACGCCACUACUCCAGCUUGGCCGCCCAUCAUGAAAGUCUCGUCACUUACCGUUGCUUAUGAACUCGGAACCGUGAAUGAUGCAGCCAGUUCAUCGUCUACAGCACCCAUGAGCAACCAAGCUCACUGUUACAGCAACCCGGAGCCUGAUUCUUCCAAUGCCUCGGCUGCUGCUAUAAGACAACCGGCGUGGAACAGAGCGUUGCCGAACCUACGGAGAAUGAUGUUGCUGAACGGCUAUCCACUAGGAUACCUUAUCCUCUGGACUCCCGGAGUGGUCAACCGAUUCAUUGAAAUUAAAGGCAAAUCACCGCCAUGGCUCGUCGCCUUACUGGCUUCUACACAAUACAUUGGGCUGGUACAUGCAAUCACUUAUGGCUAUAAUGAGCAGUUUCGACGCUCUAUACAAUCUUGGAAGGUUUUCCGGCAGAGACGGGAAAGGAUUGAGGAUUAG